Molecule: messenger RNA, 1236 nt
Organism: Schistosoma haematobium
Lineage: Eukaryota; Metazoa; Platyhelminthes; Trematoda; Strigeidida; Schistosomatidae
Product: Beta-1,3-galactosyltransferase 1
Exons: 1
Coding region: 1-1236 (411 amino acids)
Cellular component (GO): membrane
Molecular function (GO): hexosyltransferase activity; UDP-glycosyltransferase activity
Source: RefSeq, a predicted model, not a curated record
AUGAGUCAUAUUAGGAUUCGAACGUGCAGAUUAAGUGUAGUAACAGUUGCUGCUACGCUGUUCACUGUCACGUUAAUACUUCAACUAGUAAUCAUCAUAUAUAAUUACUCAUCUGUAGCCAAGAAUGUUCCUAAGUCAAUUGAUAUAGCUUAUGUAAACAUGAUCCCUGGAAAUAUCACAUUAACUCGUGACUGGAGUUUUGAUCCUACUUUUUCAAAAGAACAAUACAAUUUGUCAACAUCUAAUAACACACAUCGGAUAUUCAUAAAUCCUGUCUUUUCUUCUGGUUCUGAUGAUUUGGAGUAUCCAAUGAUGAUAGAUAUGCCAAAACUAGUUGGACAGGUUCUUUCAAACUUGACUGUAACAUCUCGUCCAAUAAAUGACCCAAAAUUUCCAAUACUUAUGAGUGAGCAUCAAAAAUGUAGAAACAUUCUCUUAGAAACAGGAGGAGCUCCAGAACUAAUGAUUCUCAUCAAAUCUGCUCCAUCAAAUUUUCUACGCAGAGAUGCAAUACGCUUAACAUGGGGCAAUGAUCUUUGUUGGGGUGGACGUCGUGUCAUCCAUCUUUUCCUUCUUGGUAAUGUCCCAUCUAAUAAUGAACGUUUAAAAUACAUAUUAAAAAAUGAAUCUUAUGCAUAUCAUGAUAUAAUUCAACAAGAUUUUCUCGAUCACUAUUAUAAUAGUACAUAUAAAAUUAUGUUUGGCAUUAAUUGGGCAGUAAAAUAUUGUUCAAAUGUCCCAAUUAUUAUGUUUGUUGAUGAUGAUUAUUUUAUCUAUCCAAAAAAUGUGGUUGCUUAUAUUGAAGGUUUAAGCACAGAGCUGCGUAAACUUUUGAUCAGUGGUUAUGUCUGGUAUAAUGCAGGACCAGUUCGUAAGAAUAUUGGUAGUCACGAAAAGUGGUUGGUUGAUGAUAAAGAAUAUGCUCCACGUUACUAUCCUCCAUAUGUGGCAGGAGGUAAUUUCUUUUUAUCAAUGGAUUUGGCACGUGAAUUAAAUGUAGCUAUGCGUUAUACAAAAUAUCUUCGGUUUGAUGAUGUCUACCUGGGAAUAAUACUUAAAAAGUUAUUGCAUGUACCAAUGCAUUUAAAAAAAGUUUACACAUUCCACCCUGUAAAUUUAAAUUCAUCUGAGAUAUAUGAAAUGAUUUCUAGUCAUGGUUUUGGCAAAUCUGCUUCACAAUUCUUCUUAUGGGACCGCCUAAAAUGCUCAACAUUUUGUGUACAGUCUCUUGUUUAA